AUGGUCAACGUUCAGAGCGCAACCAUUCAGGACCACACAUCGCCGAGCAAGAAGUUACUGCAGCGCUUUCGGCGCUUGGUUAAGUUCGCACUGUUAGAGGUUGUUCCUCCGACUCCAACCCUUGAAUUUGGCGUUGCCCCUCUGAAUUCCGCGUAUACAUCUGAGUCAAACGACCCCCGGAUCCGCGGGAUUGUCCCUCACCUUGCCAUUUCAGUGGCAAUUGCGUUCGAAGACGAAGCCGCUAGAAACGCCUUGUGGGUCGAGCUGCAAGACCGUGGCAUUACAACUGUACCCGCACAAGCAGUGGCCCUCGCCAAUUCAUACUACUACAACGAUCGAGCCAACAACGUACGCCACGAAUCGAUGUGUCGCGGGAACCCCCAGCCAGCGAAUGGUUGGCGUGUGAUAACGACCCCAGGGCACUUGUCUUGUGAGUGCAACUUCUUUUUCAAGAAGAACAGUGCAAGGACGUGCGAGGCGUACCGUUGCCCCCUCGGCGCUUUGGUCGAAACGUUGCCCAGCGAGGCGAGGCUGCUCCGCGAUUCACUGGCCGACGCCGAGGUAGAGGAGCCACUGGAAGAAAUGGCGGAAGAAACGUUCGCAGUAGACGAAGUGUUGGACCACCACUAG
Aphanomyces astaci is the source of this 630-nucleotide messenger RNA. RefSeq lists its product as hypothetical. The coding region runs from base 1 to 630 and encodes 209 amino acids. The record is from RefSeq and is a predicted model, not a curated record. The transcript has 2 exons. NCBI's taxonomy places the organism in Eukaryota, Oomycota, Saprolegniomycetes, Saprolegniales, Verrucalvaceae.